Quercus robur (English oak) is the source of this 3436-nucleotide messenger RNA. RefSeq lists its product as uncharacterized. NCBI's taxonomy places the organism in Eukaryota, Viridiplantae, Streptophyta, Magnoliopsida, Fagales, Fagaceae. The transcript is spliced from 4 exons. Bases 470 to 1720 code for a protein of 416 amino acids. The record is from RefSeq and is a predicted model, not a curated record.
UAUUGAUGUGGACGUGGUUUUCAAUUAAAUUAGACUAGGCUUUAUGUAUGUGGUCGUGUAGGCCGACAGGGUCUCAGAAUGCUUCCACAUCUCUAAGCCAAACCAAAAACCAAUGCAACUAUCUAACCUACACGCUCUGGGUGUUCGUCUUCCUCUUCUCAAAUUUUUUACACAGACUACACCCUUUCCAGAUCUUCUUAAAUCUCAAUUCUACAGCUUUCAAUUUCCACAGAUUUCCAAUCCCACCCCUCAGAUUCAAUUCCCAUUUUAAUUUCAAUUUUUAGGGUUUCACUAAUCACACUGGUGAGUGAAUGCAAAAAAGAAAAGAAAAGAAAACCUUCCUCUUCCAUCACUGUUUGAACAAGUUCGAAAUAUCCAUUCAACUGUCAUAGACUCCAACGCCGAUCAGGUUAGCGAUUUGGGAAACGUAAUUGGGUUGCCGCUACAAAGCGUGUAAAGGGACAUCAAGAUGGAUAAAAGUUGGAUGCAUGAAACUGAUAGAACUAGUACACGAUAUAGUGAAGGUGUUAAGCAGUUCAUUAACAUGGCACGUGAUCAUGCGGAUCGAGUUGGUAGGAUUAAGUGUCCAUGUCGUAAAUGCACAAAUCGAUAUUAUCAACAUAUAGACGCGGUGGAGACUCAUUUAAUUUUGAAUAGAUUUGAUUUGAAUUACACUGAAUGGAUAUUUCAUGGGGAAGAAGAUCCGUUUUUUAAACAUGUGCAAGUUGAGCAUAAUGAUAAUAAUUCACAAGCAGAAGACAUUGAUGACGUUGGAGAAAUGUUAGAUGACAUUUAUAGGGGAACAUUUCCAGAUGCAAAUAUAGGUGAAUCCUCCACUUCUCCAGGUCCAUCAAACAAUGAUCACAAAACAAGACCUUUUGAUCAGUUGUGGGAAGAUGCCCAAUGUGAGCUUUAUCUAGGUUGUAAAAAGUUUUCUAAACUCUCUUUUUGUAUGAAGCUGCUCCAUAUAAAGACACUUUGCAAUUGGAGUGAUAAGUCGUUUGAUUUGAUGAUUGACUUGAUAAAGCAGGCACUCCCAGAUGGGGAGUCAUUGCCAAAAUCGUAUUAUGAAGCGAAGCAGUUUAGGCGAGACUUGGGUUUUAGCUAUGAGUUGAUACAUGUAUACAAAAAUGUCUGUACACUUUUUUGGAAGGAACAUGCUGAUAAAGAAGAAUGCCCAAAAUGUCAUACUUCAAGAUGGAAAGAGGACAAUGGUAAUGGUAAAAAAAUUCCUUGGAAGGUCUUAAGGUAUUUUCCAAUUAAACCAAGGUUGCAGCGAUUGUUUAUGUCGAAAGAUAUAGCUAAAGACAUGAGGUGGCACAAAGAUGAGCGACUUGAAGAUGGAGAUUACCUUAGACAUCCUGCCGAUUCAAUAGUGUGGAAAGAGUUUGAUAAAAAACAUGCUUGGUUUGCUGCAGAUUCCUGCAAUGUGCGACUUGGUUUAGCAAGCGAUGGGUUUAAUCCAUUUGGUAACAUGAGUACAUCAUAUAGCAUGUGGCCAGUAGUACUUAUGCCGUAUAAUUUACCUCCAUGGAGGUGUAUGAAGGAUCCAUAUAUGAUUUUGUCCUUACUUAUUCCUGGACGUAAGGCACCUGGAAACAAAGUUGAUGUGUACUUGCAGCCAUUGGUGGAUGAUUUAAAAGAAUUAUGGAAUGAAGGCAUCAAGACGUAUGAUGCAUCAAAGCAACAUUCAUUUAAGUUGCAUGCAGCGUUAUUAUGAACUAUAAAUGAUUUUCUUGCAUAUGCGAACUUAUCUGGGUGGUCUACCAAGGGAAAGUUAGCAUGUCCCAUAUGUAACGAGAAUACAGAGUCGAGUUAUUUGAAGUCUAGCCACAAAUUGUGUUACAUGGGUCAUCGUUGAUUCUUACCUCAGGAGCAUAAUUGGCGCCAGAAAAAAGAAUUUUUUGAUGGAACUGAAGAGCAUAGGAUAGCUCCUAAUGAAUUAUCAGGAGAUCAACUGUUACAACAACUAUUGAAUGUUCCAAAAGUGCAAUUUGGAGAUGAUGAAGCUACAAGAAAAAGAAAGCGCACGAAGAUCGAGUUGAAUUGGACAAAGAAAAGUAUUUUUUUUGAGUUACCUUAUUGGUCAACACUGAAACUGAGACAUAACUUAGAUGUCAUGCAUAUUGAGAAGAAUAUAUGUGACAGUGUCUUAGGUACACUGAUGUAUGAUAGUGGAAAAGGGAAAAAUAAAGAUACUUCUAAAGCACGAAAGGAUUUAGAAGAUAUGGGCAUACGUAAAGAUUUGCACUUACAGAAAAUUGGUACAUCUACAAAAAUGCCACAAGCAAAGUAUACAUUGACAAAAGCUGAGAAUACAAGAUUCUGUGAUUGGCUAAAAAAUGUAAAGUUUCCUGAUGGGUAUGCAUCUAACAUUAGUAGAUGUGUGAACACCAAUGAGGGUACGAUUUCAGGAAUGAAAAGUCAUGAUCUUCAUGUACUCUUACAACGAUUACUUCCUGUUGCAAUUCGUGGAUAUUUCAAUGAUAAUAUACGUACAACAUUGACUGAAUUGUGUUUAUUUUUUAAGGACUUGUGUUCACGAACAUUGAAGUUAGAUGUCUUAAAUCAAAUGAAGGAAGACAUUGUUGUGAUUUUAUGCAAAAUGGAAAUGAUAUUUCCACCUGCUUUUUUCGAUAUAAUGGUACAUCUAGCUCUUCAUUUACCUCGAGAGGCAGAGCUUGCAGGUCCUGUUCAAUUUCGUUGGAUGUAUCCAAUUGAAAGGUUUCUUGGUAAAUUAAAGCGGUUUGUGCGAAACAGAGCACGUCCAGAAGGGUCAAUUGCUGAGGGAUAUUUAUCUAUUGAAUGUUUGACAUUUUGCUCCAUGUAUCUUCGUGAGAUUGAGACAGUAUGGAGUUGUGAGGAGCGGAAUAGCGAUAGGUGCCAGGGGGAAAGGGAUGUAGGCUUGUCUGUUUUUUCACAACCAGUACGUCCUUUAGGAACAACAAAAUAUGUAAGACUUGAUGAUAUGCAUCUCACACGAGCUCGAUGAUAUGUGCUUAGCAAUUGCUCAGAAAUUGAUUCGUAUAAAACUGAGCAUUAUUUGGAGAUCCAGGGAGAAGGCAUCAUUGACAUUGAUCAUAAACAUGAAGUUGAAUUCGAAAAUUGGUUUAAAGAUCAUAUAUGUGGGAGUAAUGCGACAAAUGUGUCAAAAGAAUUAUAUAGUCUUGUAUGCGGAUCUGAUGCUCUAGUUGCAGUUUACCAAGGUUGCAUUGUGAAUGGUGUUAGGUUCCACACAAAAGACCGUGAACAUACUCGUCGUACUCAAAAUAGCGGUGUCUUUGUUUCGGGUGAAGAUGGUGGAACAAAAACUAACUAUUAUGGUGAGUUGAGGAAUGUUUUGGAGCUAACCUAUAUGGGCAAUAAUCGUGUAUAUUUAUUUGAGUGUGAUUGGUGGGACACUAGGAAUGGAACAGGAAUGCAAAGGGAUGAGCAU